GCGUUUUAUCAACAUGGUGGCUGUGGAGAAGUGCGAGUUCCUGUCAUUGCAGCGUAGUUUAGGGUCCUGAUAUUAGAGAUGGGAGUAGAAAAUUUGUCAGGACAAUAUGUUCGAGCUGUUUAUCCUUUUGAAACGAACCAUCCAAGGGAGAUAAGUCUAUCUAAGGGUGACAUUAUUAGAGUGACUAGUGUGAUUGAUGAUAACUGGUACUGCGGACAGUUAAGAGGGAAGGAGGGGAACUUUCCCUCCAGCUUUGUGGAGGUUCUUAACCUGCCCGCAGUAGAGGAGGGACAGAUAUUGUUUGGUGCUAUAGAAAACUUUCCUGCUCAGCAAGAUGGAGAUCUGGAGUUUAGAAAAGGUGCUAUUAUCAUGGGGACACAUCAGAUUGAUGCCAACUGGUGGCAAGGACAACUGGGGUCUCAUAAGGGGAUUUUUCCAGUCACACAUGUCAUGGAGCUGGAACUCCCACCCUCCCUCAAGGAACGGAGUCACAGUGUCCACUCAACAGAGCCUCUGUUUGCCUUGGCGCUGUGUGACUCAGUCGCUCAGCUUGAUGAAGAACUCGGGUUUAAGACUGGUGAUAUCAUUACUGUGACUGAGAUUCUAGAUUCGGAUUGGUAUUAUGGGGAGCUCGGUCGUAAGAAAGGGAUGUUCCUUUCUUCUUGUGUGGAAUUGAUACAAGAUACAUCACCAGGUAGCGGGUCAAUACAUCAUCAGCCCACUAAAAAAUCCAGUUCCACAAUUCAGAAAUCUUUCUCACUGGAUCAGUCUUAUUAUAGUAGUGUUAGUGAUGGACAGCCUUCUGAAGUUGAUGAUAGCCAAUCAGGAUCAUCCAAUGUGCCAAAUAACCAAUCACAGUUAACAAUACCAGAUCAAAGUGCUGCCUACACCAGCGAGAACACAAAGAGUUUGGACUCUUCUGUUAGUCCAUAUGCCAUGACAUUGUACAAGUUUGAAGGACAGUCUGACAAUGAACUUUCUUUUGAUGCCAAUGAGAUUGUGUACCUUAUCCAGCAUGUAGACGACCAGUGGACAGAGGGGGAGAUUGAUGGGAGGAUUGGACUGUUCCCCACAUGCUUUGUCUCCAUUAUUGUUGAUUGUCCAUAUGCUUUCUCUGGGAAUGAGGCAAUAAAUAGAACAAAAAUAAAUGCUUCUGAAGAAGAAAGGACAAGAGAUUACCAUGAAGAACAAUUAAAAAAUGACCAAGAGGUGAAAAAUAAAGAUCUAGAUAUAAAUGAGAAUCAGAAUUGUUCAACAAUGAAAGAUAGAUUGAACAUCAGUGAUGGCAGUGUUGAUGAAGUUGAACAACAUGAGAGCAGGGACCAGUAUGCACUUGUUUUGUUUUCCUUCUCUGCAGAAACAGACCAGGAUCUUACCGUAACAGAAGGGGAUACAGUUAAGAUUUUAGAAUAUCUAAAUACCGAGUGGGUGAGGGCAUUAAAUGAGAAUUCUGGGAAGUCUGGACUGGUUCCCACUGUCUUCCUUGACAUAAUUGAUGAUAGUCCUAUACAGUCUCCAGCUGCUGAUUACAGAAAUCAUGAACUUAAAGAUAAAAUGAGUGUAAUUAUUAAUGAUAAAGAGGAACUGAGUGUUGAACCUCAGGGACUUGUAACACCACCUAUUGAUAAAGUGAAAACGGAGAUUGAUGACAGAAAUUUAUCAUUUUCACUUGUAAAGCCAGGUGUACCAAUAAGUGACCAUGUGACUGAACAUAGGGAAAACAAUAUAGCUCAAGAAACAUCCCAACAAAACAUACACAGAAGUAAUAUUAAAGAGAAGAGUGGGACCCAAAGCAUAAAUUUUACUUUGGAACAAAAACCAGUAUUACCAGUUAAACCUCAGAUUAACCCUAAACCUGUAAUGAAGCCUAAACCAAGCCUUUCACCCAAACCCAAUCUGCCAAACAAAAUGAGAUUACAACCUGUAAAAGAAACCGAAGAUGGCGAGGCUUCAAUGGCCAAGUCAUCAUCUGCUCAAGUUCUUCACAGCCAUGAUGAAUCGAACAGUACAUUACAAAAAUCUCUGUCCACAAAUGAACUGUCUAGUUCAGCAUCAGAUAUGAAAACUGAAAGUAGGAGAGCUACAUUUUCUUUCGGUGAUGUAGAUACAUCAAAAUCUUUAAAUGACUUAAUAUCAGGUGAACUUUCCAAAGCAAAAAAUGAUGUGAAAACUGAUGAUGCCAAAGAGAAACUAGGCAAUAAAUCAGCUCACCCAGCCAAGCCAAUACUUAAGAGAGAUCAAGUCAGUAACAAGUCUUCUAGUUCUUCAAAUUUGAUUAAAACAACAGAUCCAAAGAGACACUCUGUAAAUUUUCCAAUACAAGACACUACACAUCAAAGAAUGAUUGCUAAUGAUGAUUUCCAUGGUAAAUUCUCAACAGGAAAUUCUGUUUUCUUUGUGGACCCAGUUCCAUCCAAAAAAAGUUACCCAUCAAUGAGAAAACCUCCUCCUAUUCCACAAAGGUCAUUUGAACAGAGCUUUCAGUUUGACCGUACACCCUCCCUUAAGAAAGACCCCCCACCCCGCCCCAAUGGCCCCAGACUGGCAUCUGCCCCUCCAACUGUUCCUUUAAUUCCUGUUAAAGUGACUGAUCCUAAUCAUAUGAACCAAAAUGGUCAAAUACCAAGGACAAGACCAUCCAGACCUGCCCCUUCAUGUCCAAUUCCCUCAAGACCCGCACCAACACGACCAAUGCCAACCAGACCUGCCCCAACCAGACCACAGAUGUCAUCUACCAAGCCAGCUCAGCAGGGACCAGAGGAGGGACUAAUUGUUCUGGAGGAUACAUUUAAAGCUGAGGCUCAUUCAGUGGCUGUGGCAGACCUCAGAAAAAAGAUUAAAGACCUAGAAAUGGAUGUGGAAAACUGCGAGAAAUCUAGGACUGAGUUAGAAAGAACACGACAAGGAAGUGAAGAUAAUGAGGAGAUUAAAGAAAAUAUUGAGUUUUACACAGACAACAUUAGUGGUCUUAAUGCUGAGUUGAGUGAACUCAGGAAAAAUCUGGUGGAGCUGUGUCCUGAGGAGGGAGAUUUAGAGGCUCAGAGAGAGGCUGAGAGGAAGAGGAAGGAGGAGGAGGAAAGACAGUGGGAGGAGGAGAAGAGGAGAGCUGAGGAGAUGAGAGAGAAGCGAAGAGAAAAGCGAGGGAAGGUGAUAGAGGAACUGAUACAGACAGAGAAAGACUUCCAACACAGUCUGGGUCUGUGUAUAGAGACAUUCCUGUCUCCUGCUGCAGAGAGGCACCCUGAGGUAGAUCUGUCUGUGUUAAUGGGGAACAUUGAGGAUGUGGCAGACAUAUCACAGAGAUUACUGAGUGCUCUGGAGGGGGCUGUACAGGGGAAAGACUUUGAGGAGGAGGUCAUAGGUGUGUGUUUUGUGGUGCUAUCAGAAGACAUGAAAACUGCCUUUGCUCCAUACUGCCGUAACCAUGAUGAAGUGAUCACACUGCUAGAGAAGUAUGAGGAAAGUGAGUCCAUCAUGGGGUACAUAAACAAGAUGUUGGACAAACUUCGACAGAAGACGGUGGUGUUUGAUCUUGGUGCCCUCCUUAUUAAACCAGUCCAGAGGAUCCUCAAGUAUCCACUGCUGCUUAACGAACUCUUCAAGGCAACAGAGGAUGACCAUCCAGACAAGAAAGAAAUUCUGACUGCCAUCAACGCCAUGACUGAUGUAGCAUCAGCCAUCAAUGAAUACAAACGCAGAAAGGACUUAGUGUUCAAAUAUAAGAAAGUUUCAGAUGAGUCUUUUGGAGACAAACUUGCCAAGCUGAGCUUCCACACUAUAAAGAAAAAAGGCAGCAGGUUCAAAGGUCGAAUUAGUACAAAUCUGGGACUUCUGCUGAUAAAGGAUGAUGACUUUGACAAAGAAGAGCUAAAGUUUAGACAACUGGAGAAGAUGGUGAAAGUCUUUAUAAGAAAUACACAGAUAUAUAUGGACCACUUACAGGAGUCUGUGUCCUGUCAUGAGUGCAUGGUGGCUGACCUGGCAGAUUUUUACGAUGAUCGACAGAGUAAUGCAGAGAUGCAGAAAUACCAGGAGGCCCAGGAAAAUCUGGAUAGAAAGCAUCUUCCCCUGUUUCAAGAGACAGUUAGGGACCUGGUGACCUCCCCUUUGAACAGACUGAUGUCCCUGUUUGAGGCCCCUAACAAAGUGAUACAGAAAAGGUUUGACAAACUGCUGGACUAUGACUCCAUGCAGAGGAAAGUCACUGAUGGAAGGAUGCCAGAGAAAGCCCUGCAGCCAGUUAAGAGUGACUACGAGGGACUGAAUGCCCAGCUUCUGGACGAGCUUCCUAAGCUGUAUAGCUUAUCCCUCCAUCUCCUACAGGACUGUAUUGCAGCUUUUGUCCAAGCUCAGAGAGAGUACAUCAACCAGAGAUCUCUCCAGCUGUCCGAUACCCUGGAUCUUCCAUCCCUGCUCUCUUCCACUGACAACCUGAUGGAGAACUUCAACAUCGGACAUGUUGCUGUGGUGGACAAGAUGUCCUGUCUUAGCUUUAUACCUAAAGGAUUUAACCCUAAAGUGGAUGCUCUGAAACAACCAGACAAAAAAGGGAAAAGGCCAUCCCUAGUUGAGGAAAUGGCCAGUUCUCAGGCUCAGAGUCAGAAAGUGUACCUUCAGCAAAAGUUCCCAGCAGAAAAACUAUACAGGGUGUUACAAAAUUACACUGCCAGUGAUCUGAUGGACCUUUCCCUCAAUGCUGGGGAUCUGGUGGGUGUUGUUCAAGACAAGGAUCCCAUGGGGAACAAGGACAGGUGGUUUGUGGACAAUGGAGCUGCUAAAGGGUUUAUACCCUCACGACUCCUCCAGUCUUAUCAGUCCUCAGAUGUCACAGUCAGUGAAGAAGCCAAUCAGAUUUAUCCUAACAUCCCUGUACCAACAUCACCUCUGUCACCCACUGUGAUUGGUCAAAGACAACGUCUGACCUCUACUGGAAGUCAAGGGUCAACAAGUUCAUGUGCAGUCAAUUAUCAAAGUUCAACCUCAGUGGAUGGUGGUCAGUUAUCAUCUCAGAGGUCACCAAAGCAAUCUACACUGAUCAGUCAGAAAAGCCUAAGCAAAGAGUUAGAUGAACUUUUAGAUGAAGACAUGACCCCUGACCUACCUACAGUAGAGGAUUCUAUCAAGCAUGAAUGUGAAGAGUUUUACUAUGCUGAGUAUGCCUUCCAGUCCCGUGCAGCCAAUGAAGUGAGUUUGUUUGAGGGACAGGUUGUGACUGUGUACGUCAAACAUGAUGAACAGGGUAACAGUGAGUGGUGGUAUGUAGAUGCUGAUGGGGUCAAAGGUUAUGUUCCAUCUAAUUACUUACAAUGCUUAGCCCGAGCUCUGGGAUACCCUGUGGAUCUCUUUAAGAAGAAUGUCAAUGGGGCAGAGUUGGUCAUUGAAGAACAUGGCCUUAGUCUCAAGGAGGCAUACAAGAUGGUGGACCAUCGAUUGCUGGAGAGGGCACUCCACAGAACCUGUAACCUCCACUCCGGAGACUGGAACAUGAAUGUUGUCAGAAAAAGUCUCUACUUCCUAAGUCAUUCAGCCAUCACGUUUGAGGAGCUUUAUAACAUCAGAGUGGCCUACCAGGCAUUUGAACAGUUUGACAUGAAGGGACUGUUGAUUGACCAGGAGAUUCUACUCAGCAGUAUUAAGAUGUGUGGUCGAUCCAUUGCUCCAAUGAAGCUAAUGCACAGAUUAAAGCAUAUGAAGGUUCAUUUUGAAGACAAAACUCGCAUCCAGUUAUCUGAGUACCUUGAGCUUAUCUUGUGGUGUGGGACUUAUAAAGACUACAAACCAGAGGAUGGUACAGCACCCCAGGGGAAGGACAAAGAUCUCUAUAAGCUGGCUGACUUUGAACAGCUCCUUUCACACUAUGAUGCCCGUCUUGCCAAGAAACUGAAUGAUGAAUACCUCAAAGAGGAAUGGGACUUUGGAAAGGAAAACCUCGGGAGUAAGAAGAUGUUCAAGGAACCCCCCAUUAUCUGUGCUCAGGAAAGAAUGGACAUGGCCAGAAAACAGAGAAAGCUCUACAAACAUCUGAAAAAAGAAAUUGGAAACUCGCAGAAUAUGGUUUACCGAGUGAAAGCCGGUUUUGUAAGGGACCGACCGCUGACAGCACCUGAUUUAUCUAUGUACCAGAGGAGCCAGAAAAUGAAAGAGAAACCGGAGAUGACAACCAAAUCUGCGUAUGACAAGAUAACACAUCGGAUUAACAGUGCCAGAUCACGAUCAGGUGGAGAGGACAGUCCCCUGUGUGAUACCUCAGAUUGUCCUCAGUAUGUCCGUCCCCCAGAGAAAACAGUCACACCCAUUGUCUCCGAGGAGGAAAUUCAGGAGACUCAGCUCAAGAAAGACAACCUGGUGUUUGAUAUAGAAACUGUGGAAAAAAGACAUAGACUUCAAAUGGAACAGACACUGGAUUACUAUAUUCCUGGCAUUAUUGAGAAAAUAGCUAAGAAAGAAGCUGAAGAACCACAUGUUGUUGUGGAGGAUAAACCCAGCAGUCCGAGGAGGAAGACAACCAGUGAAGAAACCAUCAAUCACUUAGCUUACCCAGAAUCCCACAAUAAUCAGUGUCACUCAAAGGCUUGUGAUGCAAGGUAUCGUGGAUGGCAUGAGGUGCAAACCAAGAAAGGGGGACAUUUCAUUCUAACUUCCCCAACAUUUGAGAAUUCUUACCAAGGCAGGCUUCAUAAGAAAUUACACUUGAGAACAAAAGUACAAGCGAAAAAAGUCACCUCUGAAUUUGCAUAUCGAUACACAAAAUCAAGUGAAGUUAAAAAGAGGAUUCAGGUUUCAGCCAGCCGUCCUAACACUGCCCCUGCUGUCAUGCAGAAUUCUGUGGAAGUAGAGGAACAGGAGGAAAUCUCUGAAGAAAAGGACCUCUAUCACACAGAAUCUAUACUUACUGUCGACACAGGUUAUGAAUCUUGUGAAGAUAAAAGUCUUCCCAGCUCCAAGGCUAGUCUCACUCCUUCACAAGCUUGGGGUAGUGAGGGGGACAGCAUUGUAUCUAAGAGUCCUAUUGAAUCCCACCUUCCACCUGAGGCUGAAAAUGAGGAAAUGUUUGUUACCUCCAGGAGUACAGAAGAUUAUGACAUGAUUCAGCUAAAACCAAAUGAAAGGGACCAAGUUUCACCUACCAGAAAGGUUCAAGAUACAAGUGAGAGAGUUAGCAGUGUCUCUCUAGAUAGUGCUAAAAUUCUAGUAGUGCCAAAGAAAGAGAAAAUUUCCAUAGACUCUGCACCCAUUCCACAAAUGCAGCAUUCAAAGCCAAAAGUGGUGGCUGUGGGAGGAAUAGGAAAGAUAUCCCUGCUGGAGAGUAUAUCUGAACUGAAACAGUGGGAGGAAGAGACAGAAGAAAGAAAAGACUUAGAUUCUGUCAGACCAGAGAGCAUGCCCAUUCCCGAUCUACGUGGGGAUCCUGGUCACAAGAAAUUACCGGAGGGUGAGGAGAAAAGCAUGGAAGACAACCUUAACCUGCUUAAUCACAGGCUGAGUGCUGAUGGUGGUAAAGACAGUAAGAGAAACUCCAAAGCAAUCAAUGAGAUGCCAGCCUUGACUAUAGAGGAAAAGAUUGAAAGGGAAAAACAAGCCAGAAUAAAGAAGCAGAAGAGAUUGCAAGGCUCAAACCUUGAGAAAAUGGGAGUAACUGUGUUUUCAAGGAAACUGAGUUUGAAAUAUACUUCUGCACAACAUACAACAUCCACUUCUUCUGUGGACUCUUCAGAUCCACAGAACAGCCAAACAAAUCAUAACCCGCAUCUACAAAGGAAAAAUCAAUCCAAAAGUGGGGAUAACAGUGUCACAACUACUCCUAGAAGCCAGAGACCUAGCUUUGGAUGCAAGAACCACACUGUAACAGCCAACAUAAUCACCAAAGAGAAGAGUACCAGAUCUCAUUCAAAUUCAUCAAAUACAACCGAAAAAGAUAAAAAUAAUAAAAAUUCUAGUCUGCAACAGAAUUACAAGAAAUCUGUACGGAACAAUGUCACAAGCACAACAGACUUUGAAAAGGAAAACUUCAAUGUAAAAGAUUCCAAGAUAACCACUGGACAGCAUGCAAAGAAAGCAUCAGACAGCAGCAGGGGACAAAACUGUGGCAAGGGAAAGUAUGAUAGAUUACUUAAGAGACUGGAGGGUAGUAUAUCAGAUGUGUUUGCUAAUAAGCUGGCAGCAGCUCCUCCAAAAGUCAAGUAAAGUUCCUAGUGCAUCAGUACUAAAUCCUAGUGCAUCUGUACUAAAUCCUAGUGCAUCAGUUCUCAUGGGUAUCAUGGUGAUAAGCUGGUAGCAGCUCUUCCAAAGUCAUCUACUAUAUGUAUAGUGCAUCAAUAGGAUUGUGCAAAAAAGCUAGAAGCAGCAGGUCAAAGGUCAAGUCCUAGUGCAUAUGUACUAAAUCCUAGUGCAUCAGUACUCAUGGGGAUCAUUACA
Molecule: messenger RNA, 8415 nt
Organism: Saccostrea echinata
Lineage: Eukaryota; Metazoa; Mollusca; Bivalvia; Ostreida; Ostreidae
Product: dynamin-binding protein-like
Exons: 31
Coding region: 79-8184 (2701 amino acids)
Biological process (GO): intracellular signal transduction
Cellular component (GO): cytoplasm
Molecular function (GO): protein binding; guanyl-nucleotide exchange factor activity
Source: RefSeq, a predicted model, not a curated record